This is a messenger RNA of Anarrhichthys ocellatus (wolf-eel), 3037 nucleotides long. RefSeq names its product protein FAM91A1-like. The record is from RefSeq and is a predicted model, not a curated record. Gene Ontology annotation, cellular component: cytoplasmic vesicle; trans-Golgi network. NCBI's taxonomy places the organism in Eukaryota, Metazoa, Chordata, Actinopteri, Perciformes, Anarhichadidae. Bases 216 to 977 code for a protein of 253 amino acids. The transcript has 5 exons. Gene Ontology annotation, biological process: intracellular protein transport.
UAUUAGUGUACUGUCACUGCCGUGUGCUGUGCUGCUCUCAGUCGAGCUGUGCUCCUUUCUCUGGUGACUCAAAUAUUAUCAGUUUUUGGCUUUGAGGGUUUUAAGUCGUCAAACAUCAUAAAAAGAAUUUGAAUCCUCUGAAAUCCUUCUCUUGUGAAUUUGUGUGCGAAGCUUAACACUAACACUCAUCCCUCUAAUACAUUUGAUAUCACAAAAUGACACCCUUUAUGAAUACCAUACCGUUCAGAAAUCUUAAUAGAAGUAAAAAUGGAAUCCCAUUUAUCAGUUUGACUGCUGACCUUUCAAGCUUAACUCCCAUUGUUUGUGUUUGCUGUCCUUCCUGUGCAGAGUUCUCCUACUCCAACAUGUGUGUGCACAAGGCGCUGCAGAAGCUGAAGGAGAACGUGGACCUGGAGCACCAGUGCGGCUACAUCACCAUGCUCAAUGCCAACAACAGGCACCGCCGCAGGGCCAGCGACAGUGCUGAGUGCAGAGGGGACACCCAUCUAGGUGGAGGCCUGGACAACAACGGCAGCACCGAGUCCUUUGAGCUCGUGACGGAAGAAAACAACGGGGAAAUCAAAUUAAAGACAGAAACCCUUUCAUCCGAAGAUGAGUGGGUCCCUCUUGAACUGUGCUUCGGCAUGCCCCUCUUCAGCUCCGAGCUAAACCGCAAAGUGUGUCGAAAAAUCGCCUCACACAAACUCUGCAGCAACGAAAGCCUUCAAGAGCUACUUCACUCGAGCCGAAAGCUUUCGCUGAAGGUGUUGAGCUUCGUGCAGUCAUUCCAGGACGGCAUGCAGCCCUCUGACCUGGACAGCGGCGUGUCGAACCCUCUCAGUCAGCCCCCAGCGGAGUCUGGUGUCCCCCUACCCGCCCUCAACCUCUUCUUCAAGGACGGGCAGCUGAAGGAGUGGAGCGGACGGGCCCCUCCUCCUCUGGAUAUCACAGCUCUGCAGAAGGACCAACCCACAUAAGCCACCCCCCCCUCAAAACUUCCAGUCUUGGUCACAAGUCAAAAAAAACGUCACCUCAUCGAAAAGGACCACCCUCUCACUGAGGAAAUUGUUAUUCGAGGUCCAACCCUGCAUCUUGUCUAUCAGUAUCCAGUCAUGGGAACAUGAGCCGCAGCACUUCAUUCACCUACUGUAUGAGGAAUCAUCCUUCUGACUGUGUCGCCAACACUAGUUCAAACCCCCGUCGCUGUUCCCCUCCGUGAUUCCUCAUAUUCGUAGCAAGGCAGUGUUAUCUGUUGGGAGUGGUGCUAUUAUCACAGUAUACAACAGUGAUGCCGGUAAACAGCAUAUAACCUGGAAGAUCCCCCCCCCCCCCCCCCCCCCCCGCCCUACCCUUCAAUCAAUGGAUGUUCUGUGAGAGCGGAGUGUGAAGUGGUUAAUAGUUGUAUAGAUGUUCUCAAACCCAUGACCCACAAAAUAAACAAUGGAGUGUUGAACAGACACUUUCAGGAAUCAUUCGACAAUAUGCAUAUUUCAGGACCAAGUUUUUGGACUUAUCCGACGGAGUCCAGACACAGACCCCGCUGCCUCCCUGUGUUGUCUCACGUUAAGUGAUCUCAUGCAUGAUACUGUUGCACUACUCCCUGCCAUAAAAUAAUACUUUCCUCUUUACUUGUAAUUAAUAUUGGGGGGCAUUUAUUAUUUGCACUGUGCAGGAUUUGUCUAAACCUGUGGAUGAAGUAAUGUCAUGUAGUUUUCUUCUUUUUAAACCUUGGAUCUCUUGCAGUGUGCACCUGGUUUUAGAGUUUACCACAAGAAAGUGUUUCCUCUUGGAAAUUGACUGGGCAUCAGAGAAACGGCAGUUUUUUUUUAUUCUUUGUUAUCAUUUCUCAGUACAACAAAACACCAAAGACCAUUUUCUUUUCCUAUAAAAUCAUUUUUUUAUCUUCUGUUUUUUUGAAUUUAUUAUUCUGCUGCCUUAUCACUGUCAGCCAAUCAAAAACAACCAUGUUUUGAUUAUGUUUAGGUUUUUUUCCUCUUUUUUUUUUUUUUAGAUUUACAAAUGAUUUAUUUGCAUUUGAAUGAUUGCCUAUAAAUGAUAAAAUCAACCACAUUGGGCCAACCAUCGGCACUCUGAAGUAUUUCGACAAGAUUAACCAAGUGUACGUAAUUGCGUAGAAUGGGAACAGUCAGGUCUGUGUGUUUGACCCAGGCCUGGUGACAUUGUUUCCUGCCAGUAUUUCUCCCUGGAUCAACUCCAGGUUUGUGUGCAGGGCGCUCUUGGCCAGCCCACAACAUUCUCCAAGGGAUUCUGUUUACACCAUGUUUAGAAAAAUAGGGUUUGUAGUCUAGAGGGAAGAAGGCAGUCAUAGACUCCUGGGAUGCAAAUGCAAAUGCUUUGCCCAGCAUAUCAGAGAUGUGAUGGCCCAAAAAUUGUCUGAAGUCUGUCAUGAAUUUUUAGUGUGGCUCCGAUAAUCUAGAGUACUUUUUAUUGCAUUUACAAUGUCAACCUUUUUUUUUUUUUUUUUUUUUGAAGGAAUCCGUCUCCUGCAGUUUUUGACCCAUUUGUGGUUGUUGUUUCUAAUAUCGUGAUGCUGACAUAGAAAAGAAGACACAAGGUCCCGUUGAAGCAUGAUGACUGUGUAGAAACCGUUGUGUGUAUGUUGUGUAUGCGCGUGUAUUGUACACCUCACUCUUGGUGUGUUUUCACACAAUCUUACCUUUCACAAUAACAGCCCCCGUCUACCUGCCUGUCCGUUAUCUAGUUGCAGUUGCUCGGCCAUCUCACUUAUGCCCCGUCCUCCCCCAGGUAUACAUCUACUACGGUGUUUAAAAUUAAAAAAAAUGCUAGUUUUAUAUGUUGGCCUAUAUUUUAGGAAAUCUUUGUUGUAGCUUGUUUAAUGGGACUGUGAAUACCAAUGACUGAGUUAAUGAUGAUGCUCUUGUAAUUAAAUGGAUAAAAAAAAAAAAGAAUGACAUUCCUUCAACAUGCCCUUCCUCCAUCCCUGCUCCAUCUCCCCUCUGCUCCAGAUACAUGUUAUUAUUACAAAUAAAUAUGUAAAAAGUAUAUGAACAUAUAA